AGCUCCCUUAACCACUAGUUGGUCCUGCUGUUUUUUUCGGUGUGUUUAUUUCCUUGGCGAGAGAGGCAGUCUGGACAGGGUCCCACACCAUAGCCCAGCCCCACCCCGCCCGGCAGGCCACAGACACACCUGGUGUGGUGAGGCAGACCCAGGCUGUGAACUGGGGCACCCCACGGGGCCUCCAGCAGCACCCUCACUGCCCCCCCUCCGGUGGUUGGCUGCCACCUUUGUGCCCUGCUAACACAGGGCCUCAGGCCUCAGGCUCCAGCCUACUUACCUGGGCCUGUGACCCUCUGCCCUGUCACCAGGGCAGCCCUGCCCAUCCUAGCAGAGGUGCCACCUUGUUUCCGCACUGUCCUUCAGCUUCGGUUCUGGCUCUACUGAAGCUGCCUCCCAGAACCUGCCUACAGAGGGGCCUGAGCUCGGCAGUGGCCCGGGUCCAGCCCAGGCGCACAGAGCCACGUGUCCUUGUGCACUCGGUUCAUUCUCGCAAGGUCAGGCGGGACAGCCCUCUCGCCUGGAGGAGGAUCCAGAGGUCUGUGUGCUGAAGCCCAUGUCGGUGGACACUUCUGUGGAGCACCUUGCGCCAGGAGCCGUGCAGCGUGUUGGGCCAGGUGGCACAGCAGCCGAGGGCACAUGCAUGUCCAGAUAGGAGCCCGGCAGCCCAGGCCGGAAGGGCGGAUCCCAGCAAGGCUGGGCCUCUGACUGCCAGUGGACUGGAGAGCUGCGAACCCAAGCCUUCACCUGCUUCCAGGGCCACUUCCUCCUCACUCUGAGGAAGAUGGAGAAGCCUGCAGUCCGGAAAAAGAAGGCCCCAUCCCCCAAGGGGGAAGCAGAGGUGCAGGACACGCUGAAGGCAGAGAGGGCAUGUGGGGAGCAGCCCAGCAGGAGGGCAGCGUCAGGGAGGAGGCACAGCAAGGAGCCGAGCCUGAGCCCCGAGGACGAGGAGCACAUCUUCGAAGCCUUCGAUGCUGCGUUCAAGGAUGAUUUCCAGGGUGUGCCUGUGUUCGUCCCUUUUCAGAGGAAGAAGCCCUACGAGUGCGGGGAGUGUGGGCGAGUCUUCAAGCACAAGACAGACCACAUUCGCCACCAGAGGGUGCACACCGGGGAGAAGCCCUUCCAGUGCGGGGAGUGCGGGAAGACUUUCCGGCACAGUUCCGAUGUCACCAAGCACCAGAGGGUGCACACCGGCGAAAAGCCCUUCCAGUGCGGGGCGUGCGGGAAGGCCUUCAACUGCGGCUCCAACCUCCUGAAGCACCAGAAGACGCACACCGGGGAGAAGCCCUACGAGUGCGGGGAAUGCGGGAAGGCCUUCACCUACAGCUCCUGCCUGAUUCGCCACCGGAAGCGCCACCCGCGGAGAAAGCACUAGUGUCCUGGCCCCUCAUGGUGCCUGCUCGCCCACAGGAAAACUAGCCCUGGCAGAUGCUGCGCUCCCAGAGCGAGAGCCCAUUCUGCUGCAGAGGCCCUCUCGCGAGCCACACAUCAUAGCUGGGAGCGCCUUCAGGCUCCCUGCCCCGUGGCUGUUUUCAGAGCGUUGGGUGGCUCAGCACGGGAUGCCUGCUAACGGCCAGGAGAGAGUGGUGUCCCUCUCUGGCCUUUCACUUGCACCUCUGAAGACUCAGGCCGGAGCUGGACAGCGGCACCCACACAAGCUCUGGGGCCACUGGACUGCACAGACCCACUGCCCCAGCCGAGCGCCUCAGGGACUGGCCUGUCGUCGCUUCGUGCCAGCAGCCUGAGCCCGUCCCGUCCCUGGAACCGGGCCGUGCUGUGGACUUUCCCCAUCCUGACCUGUGUGAGUGGGUGGACCUCUGUGGACCCAGGUUCUCAGGGCCUGGAAUGUGGCCACUGGAGGAGGCUCAACCUGGCCUCCACUUGAGUCAUGCCACUUUUCUAGCCUGACUGGGGACAGGGAGGGCAGUAAGUCUCUGUGGCCACACCGCCCUGGCAUGGUCUGCGUGGGGCCCUCUAGAGCACUGUGACAUGUUUCGGGGCACACAGCGACUCGGAAGUGACCUGGCCUUUUUUGGGGAAAUGUUGGCACUGUAUUUGCAAUGGUUUGGACACAAAAAAAUGAGUGGCCUUAGUCUUUGGGGAUUUCAUCUCAAGGAAGGCCUUGAGUCAGAGCAGAGGCAGGCCUGCCCGUCAGACCAUCCCAGAGCCGAGGAGGGCGGCACCCCAUGGCGGAGAGCAGCACAGGGCACCUCAGUGGGGACCUCCCGAGAGCACUCGCUGGGAUGCCUGCUGCGCCAGCAGUCCCCGCCCGCCGCUGUGCCGCGGCCUCACCGGGCUGAGGUGCAGACCUGCACCCUGGGAGAGCAGUUUCUUCUCACUAGCUCACGCUGGCUGCCUGACUGAGAGCUCACUCUGGCUGAUGGGAGCCCAGAAGCCGUCAAGACCAGCUGGCUGUGGACAGGCUCUUCGACUUCUGCCCCUCGUACCCAUUUCCCAAAGAGGACACACUGGUGAGUCGCUGCUGCCUGCUCCACUCCCCUUCCCUGUGGAAAGACGGAAGCAGCUGAACUAGGAGACGAAAUUCACCUGAGCCUCAAAACCAAAUGAAACCCCAGGAGUUCUGCCUCUGGCCCCAUCAGCCUUCCUGGAUCGCGGCCCAGCACAGCCCGCCAGAGUGAGGGACUCCCCACGGGGUCUUCGCACCCACUCCCCACGCAACACGUUGUGUUCGUGUGGCCGUGGCCACGUGCGUGUGCUCACCCCAUUCUGUUGGGGCCGUGGCCACCUGUGUGCUCCUGUGUAGUUUGGAAUCACGCCGCCCCUUCUCACACGUCAGGCGUCCUGCAGGGUCAGCCGGCUCAGCCAGUCAGGAACGAGGUAGUGACUGCUUUACAGCGAAGACGUCUCUCACCCUCUUCAGGCCGUCAGAGCAGAGGGCCCCCAGCGUCAGAACCCAGAACCGGCUGCUCUACACUGCUAGCUUGAAGGAGGCAGGGGGAGGAAGGACACCUGGUGGAGAGCGGCAGGCUCCCAGCCCCCUGCUGAGAGCUGUGAGCACAAGGACACAGGAAGCUAGGAAGGCCUGCAGGCAGCCUCCCUGGGCUCCCCGCACAGGUGCUCAGACGCUUCCCACCAGCCACAUCCGUGCAGGCCGAGCUGGUACCCAAGCUGCUGCAGAGCCAUCGUGUGCCCGUCCUGAGAGGCGCUCACCGUGCAGCAGCUCCAACCAGGCCUUGGGAUACCACAGCUUGGCGCUGCCGUGCGUCCUGGCAUCAACACUGUGCGCACCAAGCUGUGCCAGUGCAUCCCAGCAGGACUCCGUGCCCGCGUGGUGAGGCAGUGAGCAUGCAGGGAGUGGUGCCAGCCCCACAGCCCCAGCCCUGCAACAGCACAGCCCACCUUGGUCCAUGGUAGGGGUGCUGCAGCUGAGCAUCACUGCUCUGGCAGGCCCACCUGUAUUUCCUGGGGAUGCCAGGGUGUACCUGGGCUUUGUUCCUGGUAGCCUCUCCUGUGGGACCGCAGUCUGGCCCUGAGCUGAGACACCAAGACCCACUGCUGAGGAAGGCGGCCGCAGCACCGGGAGGACCAGGCACAGUGUUCAUGGCCCGACGGAACCAAGCGGCAGUGGGCAGGGGGCGUCCAUGGUCAGCAGGACAGCAGAGGACCAGGGGAAAGCCAGCCAGAAGGGAAGGGUGGGCACUGGGCCCACGGCAGACCCACUUAGCCAGGUGAGGAGCCACACCCAGGCUUUAGCUCGUGCCUUUGGGACCUUGGCACUUGCUCUCUAGCUGCAGCAGCGGGUUCUGAGAACCAGGCGGAUGAGCAGCUCUCCCAUCAACUCACCUUGACCAGAACCCCCACUCACAUGCUGCCUUGCGGGUGUCCCUGCAGACAGCUCCAGGGGCUGGGACGUGGCCGCCCCGGCCAUGGGUUCUGAGCUUUAGUGCUCACGCCUGCAUUCUCCCAGCUGUGGUUCCCCGUGAGGGCAACACCUGGAUUUCUGCCCCCCACGCACACACACGCAGGCCCAGUCGCAGUGGCCGGCGCCUUGAACAGCCGGACCGCAUGGUCCCAGCCCCGUGUUCAGCAGCAGGGCUGCCUGCUGUUAUUCUGCACGUCCAAAAGCGGGACCGUCUGGUGGGCUGAUGUCUGUGAGCUCUUUUGGUGAUGUAAGGUUUGGGGCCAGCCCCCCAUGUUUGGGUUAAGUGUCUCCUGUGCAGUUCCUGCAGCUCCAGCUCCAAGCCUCAACAGCUGUCCUGGGCUCCCUGGGCCCUCACUGCAGGCUCCUCCUGGAGAGCUCUCUUCUCAGUAAACGUCUAUUUCUGACCCACUGACUGCUGUCUACCUCCCUGCAGUCUGGGGUACAGGCAAGUCCCCUCCC
Messenger RNA from Tupaia belangeri chinensis (Chinese tree shrew), 4339 nucleotides. It is a transcript of the gene ZFP41, whose product is annotated as ZFP41 zinc finger protein. Lineage: Eukaryota; Metazoa; Chordata; Mammalia; Scandentia; Tupaiidae. Bases 782 to 1372 code for a protein of 196 amino acids. The record is from RefSeq and is a predicted model, not a curated record. Gene Ontology annotation, biological process: regulation of transcription by RNA polymerase II. Gene Ontology annotation, molecular function: RNA polymerase II cis-regulatory region sequence-specific DNA binding; DNA-binding transcription factor activity, RNA polymerase II-specific. The transcript has 4 exons.